UAUGAAUCCGAGCCACACGUGAGUGCUUACAGACUGAAAAGUUUGGUGCAGUGUUGGCUUUUUGGCAAGUUUUGGCCCUCUAGGUGUGCCCCAAGUGGGGCGUCCCGCAAUGCCAAACCUAAUGCAACUCCUUCAGACUGCUAGAUCGUGGCGAAUCGACACCGAAGAGCCCCAAAGACUUAGUCCAUCGACGCCCAUCAUCACAGUUCUCCCAUCGGUCGAAGUGCCUGAAAAAAUCACCAUCUAUCCUGAUGAAGUAAAGUCCGAAACGUCGCCGCAGGACCGGACUCGCCGAGACACGCUCAAUUGGUUGAUGUCUUCGCUUCGUUCGAUCCUCCCUUCUUCCGGUCACAAGAGUGUCUCCGGAUCGCCGAGUGAAUUACAAAACAUGCUGCCAUCUUCCGUCAAAAUGCACAGAUUGAGUAAUGCCGGAAAACCGCCGGAGGAUAACGGCGGGAUCUGUCUCAUGACGGAAAGUCCUUUCCGGAUAUUGCGGGUGGCAGAAUGCGGCAACUUGGAGACAUUCCAAAGACUGUAUUUCGCUGAUCCGACAAGACUAAGUAUUAAGGAUAGUAGAGGGAGGACUGCGGCUCAUCAAGCAGCAGCAAAGAACAGAAUUAACAUUUUACAAUUUAUCUUGUCACAAGGAGGAGAUCUUAAUAAUCAGGAUAAUGCCGGAAAUACGCCUCUUCAUGUCGCUGUGGAACACGAAUCGCUCGAUGCGGUGGAUUUUCUCCUCCAAGCGGGCGUAAAGACGAAUAUAUUAAACGAGAAGAAACAAGCCGCCAUCCAUUUGGUCACCGAGCUUAACAAAGUGUCCGUCUURGAAGUGAUGGGCAAGCAUAAGGACAAAAUUGAUAUACUGCAAGGUGGGGAACAUGGCAGGACUGCCCUGCACAUUGCCGCCAUUUACGACCACGAGGAGUGUGCCAGGAUAUUGAUCUCCGUUUUCGACGCUUGCCCUCGYCGCCCCUGCAACAACGGUUACUACCCCAUCCACGAAGCCGCCAAAAACGCCUCUUCCAAAACCCUCGAAAUUUUCCUUCAGUGGGGAGAAUCACGCGGAUGUACGCGUGAAGAAAUGAUUUCGUUCUACGACUCGGAAGGCAACGUUCCUUUACACUCGGCCGUUCAUGGGGGCGAUAUUAAAGCAGUGGAAUUGUGUUUGCGAUCGGGGGCUAAGAUAAGCACUCAACAGCACGACCUUUCGACCCCUGUCCACUUAGCAUGUGCUCAGGGAGCUACCGACAUCGUCAAACUCAUGUUCAAGAUGCAACCGGAGGAGAAAUUGCCCUGUUUAGCAUCGUGUGACGUCCAGAAGAUGACUCCACUACACUGUGCUGCCAUGUUUGACCACCCCGAAAUUGUCGAAUUUUUAAUCAACGAAGGGGCUGAUAUCAACCCCAUGGAUAAAGAGAAGCGGUCGCCUCUUCUCUUAGCUGCUCUAAGAGGGGGUUGGAGGACAGUCCAUGUCCUAAUUAGACUAGGGGCUGAUAUUAACGUUAAAGAUGUUAAUAGACGAAAUGUUUUACAUCUGGUGGUGAUGAAUGGAGGGCGGUUAGAACAAUUUGCGUCGGAAGUUAGUAAGGCCAAAUCCCAGACAAGCCUCCUCCAAUUGCUCAACGAAAAAGAUAUUACCGGAUGUUCGCCUCUCCAUUACGCUAGUAGAGAAGGUCAUAUCAGAAGUUUAGAGAAUUUGAUACGAUUAGGAGCCACCAUCAACCUCAAGAACAAUAACAACGAAAGUCCUCUACAUUUCGCAGCUAGAUAUGGCCGUUACAACACAGUUCGUCAACUCCUCGACUCGGAAAAGGGCACUUUUAUUAUUAACGAAAGCGACGGUGAAGGCCUCACCCCCCUCCACAUCGCCUCCAAGCAAGGCCACACCCGCGUAGUCCAACUCCUCCUCAACCGUGGUGCUCUCCUCCACCGCGACCACAACGGCCGUAAUCCCCUYCAUCUCGCAGCCAUGAAUGGCUACACCCAAACCAUAGAACUCCUCCUCUCGGUCCACUCCCAUCUCCUUGACCAGACGGACAAAGACGGCAACACUGCGUUGCAUUUAGCCACGAUGGAGAAUAAACCAAACGCUAUAGCCCUCCUCCUCUCCAUGAAUUGCAAACUUUUGUACAACCAAAUGGAGAUGAGUGCUAUUGACUACGCCAUCUAUUACAAGUUUCCAGAAGCUGCGUUAGCUAUGGUCACUCAUGAGGACCGGGCGGAGGAAGUUAUGGCCUUGAAGUCCAAUAAACACCCCUAUGUCACACUUGCUCUAAUUGCRUCAAUGCCAAGGGUGUUUGAGGCCGUCCAAGAUAAAUGUAUCACUAAGGCCAACUGCAAGAAGGAUUCAAAGUCGUUUUAUAUAAAGUACAAUUUUUCGGCCUUGCAAUGUGCACAGUUUUACGCAGAUAUGGACCACAAGACGGGAGACGCUUUAACCAUUUCGAAACCAAUCCCUUUACCCGCUUUAAACGCCAUGGUUUCGCACGGUAGAGUAGAACUACUAGCACACCCAUUAAGCCAAAAGUAUCUACAAAUGAAAUGGAAUUCGUACGGGAAGUACUUCCAUCUCACCAACGUUCUAUUCUACAGUAUUUUCCUCACAUUUGUGACUUGUUUUGCCUACGAAAUUAUGAGACACGAGGAAAACAUCGUCACUUACAAUACCACAAAUUUAACACAUGAUGAAUACGUCAAUUUUAGCAAAGCCAAUAUCCUCAACGUCAAAAUAACCCCAAUGAUGUAUAUGAGUGCUCUGGCUAUAAUCACUUAUGUCAUUUUAAACACUAUAAGAGAGAUGGUGCAGGUGUACCAACAAAAAUUUAUGUAUUUUCUUGAUCCCAACAACUUGGUGACUUGGGUACUAUAUACUUGUGCAGUCGUAAUGGUUUUUCCAAUAUUUUGGAGCACGAUGUACGAGCUUCAAUUUUCCUGUGCUUCAGUCACUGUUUUCUUGAGCUGGUUUAACCUCCUUCUCCUUUUACAACGCUUUGACCAAGUUGGCAUUUACGUAGUUAUGUUUUUGGAGAUAUUACAAACACUUAUAAAAGUACUUCUCGUGUUUUCUAUACUGAUUAUAGCAUUUGGUCUUGCGUUUUACAUUUUGUUAUCAAGGGGUGACCAUCUUAGCUUCAAAACAAUACCAAUGAGUCUAGUACGAACAUUUUCAAUGAUGUUGGGCGAAAUUGACUUUUUGGGGACUUAUGUCAAACCGUAUUACUUGACCACGGAAGAUGAAAAGUCAUUCUUGCCCUUCCCCAUCCCUGCAUUUUUCAUUUUAGGGCUAUUUAUGGUACUAAUGCCCAUUCUUUUGAUGAAUUUGCUCAUUGGUUUGGCUGUUGGUGACAUAGAAUCAGUCAGGAGAAAUGCUCAGUUGAAACGACUAGCAAUGCAGGUGGUAUUGCACACCGAAUUGGAGCGCAAACUCCCCAAAAUGCUCCUUGAAAGGGUCGACAAAUGCGAAUUGAUCGAAUAUCCAAACGACACCAAAUGCAAGUUAGGUUUCUUCGACUCCAUCUUGCGAAAAUGGUUUGGUAACCCUUUUUCCGACGAGGGGAGUCACCACAAGCACAAGAUCAAAGCAAGAUGGCGACAUCAUGGUUUGGAUAUGGCAAUGGAGGGUGUUGAGGAUUACGUUGUUAACGAACUCGACAARACUAAGAGAAAGUUGAGGGAAAUAACCACAGCUUUAGAAACACAACAGCAGUUUUUGAGGCUAAUUGUUCAAAAAAUGGAAAUUAAGACAGAAGCCGAUGAUGUAGAUGAAGGUGUUUCCCCRAAUGAUCUUAAACCCAUUAUGGGACACGCAAGCAAAUGGACUUCUCCCAAAAUCAGAAAGAAGUUGCGAUCUGUGGUCAGCUUCAACAAUAAAAACAGCAGCACUUAGGCUAGUUUGGAUUAAUUAACUGCACUGUUGUUAAUUAAAUUUGUUCCCAAUUAUGUUUUUAAUUAUAAGACUAAGCUAAGGCUUGUGUUAGAUGUAAAGCUGGAGUUUUUAUGAAAAAGAAUUCAUAUUUUUCUAGGGGAAAAGAUAAACCGAAUUAUGUCGUUCUUGUUAGGUGUUAUUAAUGUUAUUGAGUAGGUACCUGAUAUACGUGACUUGUGGCAGAAAUUAUGACAAUUUUUUGAAGAGUUGGGACCACUAGCUUCUCACUGAAGGGUAUUUCUUAAUUUAGGUGCUUGAUAAUUAGUUUCUUGUGARAGUUUUUGCCACAUUCUCUGAUUUAUAUUAAUUUUCGACUAAUUUAUUUAUUAUUCUUUGUUUGAACACUACACUUUAUGUAUUAUAAAAUGUAAUUUUCUUUAAAAAAUAUAUGUUUACA
Molecule: messenger RNA, 4322 nt
Organism: Tribolium madens (black flour beetle)
Lineage: Eukaryota; Metazoa; Arthropoda; Insecta; Coleoptera; Tenebrionidae
Gene: TrpA1
Product: transient receptor potential cation channel subfamily A member 1
Exons: 17
Coding region: 110-3886 (1258 amino acids)
Biological process (GO): transmembrane transport; monoatomic ion transport
Cellular component (GO): membrane
Molecular function (GO): protein binding; monoatomic ion channel activity
Source: RefSeq, a predicted model, not a curated record